UUGUUGUCAAGAGCUGUACCACUCGGUGUGGCAUGUCGUGAUAGACUCUCACGGUUUUAUCGCAGAUUGCUUCGUCGUCGCAGGAUCUUUAGAAUCACUUCGUUCCUUCCUAUUCUCUCUUGGUUACCUCAUUAUGACUGGUCGCAUUCAUUUUUUGGCGAUCUCUCUGGAGGAUUAACGAUGGCCGUUUUUUCAGUGCCACAAGGAAUUGCAUUAGCCGGAAUCACAGGGGUUCCACCAGUCUACGGUCUCUACACAGCAAUUUUUCCUUCAUUUCUCUACAUUUUCUUCGGCACUUCAAAGCAUAAUGCUCUAGGUGGAGUUCAGAAGACAGCGAUGAACUACAAUGCAACGUACUAUGUGAACCAUACCGCUGAGUGCUUUGAGACAAUCCUUGAUGAAGCAAAUGGGACCCUUAUAUUGGGUAAUGUGACAUCGUUGUUAGGAAAGGUGACCACAGAAAUGUGGACAGAUGGUGUGAAUCCCGUGAAGGAGAUACAUGUUGCUACAACAAUUGUAUUUUUUGCCGGUUGUAUUCAGGUCAUAAUGGGAAUAUUCCGACUUCAGUACCUUACGACGGUGUUUUCCGAGCAAGUAAUGUCUGGAUUUGUCGUAGGUGGAGGUGUUCAUGUCUUCUUUGCACAAAUUGGAGAUGUACUUGGUGUGAAAUUACCUAGGAGAAGUGGGCCAGGUUAUUUGUAUUACCGACUAUGUGAUCUCAUCGAGAACAUAUGUAAUGUUCACUGGCCAACAUUCGCUAUAUCACUAUCAUCGUUUAUAUUUCUAAUAUUUGGCAAAGAGCUCAUGUCUCCAUGGCUUAGUACUGCUUUUCAUUUCCCAGUUCCCUUUGAUCUGGUUUUGGUUGUUGUUGGCAUCACUGCAACCAAUUAUGCCGAACUUUCACGAAGACAUCAUAUCAAAGUUUUAGGAAAUAUUCCAACAGAAUUUCCGCCUACUUCUUUACCACGUCUUGACCUCAUUCAAUUUAUUGGUUUAAACGCAGCGGCUAUUGCUUUAACUGCUGUUGCAAUUCACUUGACUGUUGCUAAAAUCGUGGAGAAGCGAUAUAAGUACAAAAUCAAUCACGGUCAGGAAUUAUACGCUCUUGGAUUUGUCGGUAUUUUGUCGUCAUUUUUUCCUGUAUUUCCUGUUACAUCAGGAUUCGCUCGAAGUGUUGUAGGAGCUGCAGUUGGAGGCAGCACUCAGACCAUAUGGCUCAUGAGUAUGUUGCUUACCGUAUGCUUUGACAUGGGAGAAGGUCUCCUGUUUGCUACUGGGUUUGCUGCAUUGACAACAAUUCUUCGGAUGCAGAGGCCAAAAUGGCAUUUUAUUGCUCACGAUAGUGAUUCCGGUACUUUCAAGGAAACAAAGAAGAGGAAUCUUGAGUUAGUUGCUGGGAAUGUUUGCAUUUUUCGUAUGGACGCACCACUAAUAUUUACUAGCAUCGACAGAUUCACUACGGCUGUAUGGCAGUCGGUGAAGACAUGGGAGCGAUCGAAAGCUGAGUCAUUCGUCACCAUGGAACAAAUGGAUACCCUCUUUGUGAACGACAUCUUUGAAAAGAAGGCUCGCGCCGCUCAUAUGGAAACUGCACGGGAGGAUCGUUGUCGCCUUGUGAUUGAUUGCAGUGGAUUUCCCUAUGUCGACUAUUUAGGCCUAGCGACAUUGAAAACGGUAUAG
Messenger RNA from Angiostrongylus costaricensis, 1680 nucleotides. NCBI's taxonomy places the organism in Eukaryota, Metazoa, Nematoda, Chromadorea, Rhabditida, Metastrongylidae. The record is from the annotation of a GenBank genome assembly.